ACAGCCAGAGACAGAAAAGAAGACAAACCAGAAGAGCAGAAAGAAGACAGCCAGGAGGAAAAAGAAGACAGCCAGGAGAAGACAGAAAAGAAGACAGCCAGCAGAAAGAAGAAACAGAAGACAAGAGACCAGGAACAGAAAGAAGACAGCCAGGAGGGAAAGAAGAGCAGCCAGGAGCAGAAAGAAGACAAGGAAGACAGGGAGCCAGAGGAAAAGAAAGAAACAGCCAGGAGCGAAAGGAAGAAGAGCCAAAAGGACAGGAGCGGAAGAGAGGACAGCCAGGAGCAGGAAAGGAGACAGCCAGGAGCGGAAAGAAGACAGCCAGGAGCAGAAAGGAGGGGAGCCAAAGGAAGAAGGGAAAGGAAGGGAAUGACGGAAAAACCAGAUAGAAACACAUAUACACCCACCAAGAAAGACACAUUCUGCAUACACGCUGAAACACAGAAGCAGAAACGCAUUAUGUCGCAAGUUUAA
Homarus americanus (American lobster) is the source of this 474-nucleotide messenger RNA. RefSeq names its product nucleolar protein 58-like. The annotation marks the transcript as partial. The record is from RefSeq and is a predicted model, not a curated record. The transcript is spliced from 3 exons. Lineage: Eukaryota; Metazoa; Arthropoda; Malacostraca; Decapoda; Nephropidae.